Messenger RNA from Botrytis sinoallii, 1204 nucleotides. RefSeq lists its product as uncharacterized. NCBI's taxonomy places the organism in Eukaryota, Fungi, Ascomycota, Leotiomycetes, Helotiales, Sclerotiniaceae. The record is from RefSeq and is a predicted model, not a curated record. Gene Ontology annotation, cellular component: cortical endoplasmic reticulum; Golgi apparatus. The transcript is spliced from 2 exons. Gene Ontology annotation, biological process: sterol metabolic process; regulation of plasma membrane sterol distribution; intracellular sterol transport. The coding region runs from base 1 to 813 and encodes 270 amino acids.
AUGCCCAUCUGUAUCGAGUGUCGCUAUCCGACUACCCAACUCUAUACCGAGUAUUCCGGAGGAUCAACUGGUCAUGGAGUACGAUUAACCGUUUGUAAGAAUUGUGGACGAUUUUGCGAUAAAUAUGUUGAGCAUGAUUUUGUGGUUUUGUUUAUUGAUUUGGUUUUGAUUAAGCCACAGCCUUCAAUAAUCCGUCUCGGUGUCCUUCUCCUCCUCUUCGAUGUCUACCUAACAUGGGCACGUAUCGAAAAGCAAACUUCCGCGCCCAUUUCCGCUCCAAUCGAAACAGAUAAUACGAAUUUCCUUCGUCUAGCCGCUCAACCCAUUGUAUUCCAAUACGUAUUCUUUCUAAUCCUCUGUGCCCUCUCAACCCUAAGCUUUCACCUCUCUAUCCGCUUUCUCACAUCCUCACCACUUUCUCCUCUGGUGUUCCUCGGUCUCCUCCCAAAAUACACCCGCCCGAAUUCCGUAUCUACAGCGCUACUAGUCUCGUCUUCUACGAAACUAUUCCCUAUUUUGAUGGUAAUAUGGGAGUAUGACGUACCGGCUGCGGCGAGAAGUUUAGGAUGGGCUGUUGUUGCGAAUAAUGUGGAGGCUUUGAAAAUAUUACUGGAUUGCGGGUAUGGGACUGCAGCGAUAUUGGCGACAGUUGGAGCGAUUAGUAGGUGGAUGGUUGGGAGGGGGAUACUUUGGGCGGUCGGCUUGGAUGGGGUUGACACCGUUGGAGAUUCAGGGGUAGCGGCUGAUGGAAAAGCGCUUUGGGCGGUAGUGGAAUUGGGUAGAGAAUGGGGUGGAAGGUUAGGCUUGGGGUGAAUGAGGAGAGUGAAGAGUGGAGGGUGGUUCAUGAGAAAACGAAUAUGAAUGAUAUAUAUCCCAAAUAUCGUAGAUGAUUGAUAUUUAAGGGGCUGGCAGUAGACAUUCAGGGGGAAUGGUGCACUAUUGCACAGCACGAUGGUAUGCUCACAGAUUUACAUUUGCCAAGGUGAACUAAGCAUCUGCAAAUCCAACUUCACUGCAAAGGUACAGAUUCCCGCAAGGUAUGCCUAUACUUCGAGGACCAUAUUACGACCCGGCGUUCGAGCGCGGCGAGGAAUCCGGGAUCUUGGGGGUUUGAACGCAUCGGAAACAAUCAAAGAAGAGAAACAAGUAUCGCUCCGCUGGGGGCAUGAAGGCCAUUGCGGUGGAGGCGGACUAAGGAGAAGCU